AUGCCUAUACCGCAGAUCGCUCGACUGAGCGGCGAAUCAGUCUCUGCCAGGGACGCCCAAGCAAUAAUCGAUGAGAAAAUUACCGAAGCAGCCAUCCGAGAGCUACGAACCCAAAGAAAUAUCCAUAGUCCCAUCUCCAAGCUGCCAACAGAACUCCUUAGCGAGAUCUUUGUUCUGGCGAAGCUCGCGUCUCAUACAAACACACGUCAAGGGAGCUGGUUGAAUGUGGCAUGCGUGUGUCGGAAUUGGCGGGAUAUCGCUGUCAAUGAAGCCCGCAUGUGGAAUACCUUCGAACUUAUGGGGAUGCACCUUGACUGGGCCAAAACAAUGCUAACACGCUCGAAAGACGCGCCUCUCUCUAUUCAUUUCUUUCCCCUCAGAUAUGAACCCGAUACCGUCAAACUUGUUAUGUCGCAGAUCUCCAGAACUCAAGACUUGCUGAUUUGUGCCGACAACUCCCGCCUUUGGGAAGUCAUGGAAAUCGCAAUAGCCCAUGCCACACCUGACGUCCCGACUAGGUUACAGUCUUUGGUACUAUGCAACAUAUCACCGCUUGCAUCAGAAUCAAUGCACCGAGUUUUUGCGGCUGUACAGAUGCCUUUGAUACUGGACCUCCAGCUAUAUGGCAUCCGUCUACCCACGAUCCCACCUAUGCCUCUCCUACGCCGAUUCUACUACGAUCAGAAUUCUUUCGGCUCUGAGUCAAUGGCCACGCUCCUGUCGUCUCUGCAAAAUACUCCUUGCUUGGAGGAUCUCGAUGUUGGAUGUACGUUCGACGCCUCUGCCGAAGAGAUGAUCCAUUAUGGACCGGUCCAACUCCCCAAACUCAAGGCUAUAUCCUUCAGGACAAACAGGUUCGAGUAUUUCUCCCUGUUGCAAUGCAUUCGCUAUCCACCAUCUUCGUUGGUCCGAUUUAAAUCCAAGAGGGCCCCAGUGCAACUUGCAGAUAUCAACAACGUUUCGGGUAUAGUCUCCCGCUUCGCAAGCAGUGACGUUGCUGCGAAUAUCAACAGCAUAAGUUUGCUGAACGAAGGUGGUCCUGGGCUGCGCUUAACAGCGUGGAUUAGCAAUGUCCCAGCGCUCGAUAUACAUUGCCCAAUUUCGGAACGUGAUACAUUGCCAUUAUUCAACCUCUGCGAAAUGCUCCCGGCUUCCAAAGUCCGAACCUUCCGCAUCAACAACUUCGCGUCAAUCAACGAGACAAUUGGGCCAGGGUUUUCAGACGAUUUGAACAAGUGA
Molecule: messenger RNA, 1239 nt
Organism: Pleurotus ostreatus (oyster mushroom)
Lineage: Eukaryota; Fungi; Basidiomycota; Agaricomycetes; Agaricales; Pleurotaceae
Exons: 1
Coding region: 1-1239 (412 amino acids)
Molecular function (GO): protein binding
Source: RefSeq, a predicted model, not a curated record